Oryza brachyantha (malo sina) is the source of this 2833-nucleotide messenger RNA. RefSeq names its product serine/threonine-protein kinase Nek5-like. The record is from RefSeq and is a predicted model, not a curated record. NCBI's taxonomy places the organism in Eukaryota, Viridiplantae, Streptophyta, Magnoliopsida, Poales, Poaceae. The transcript has 5 exons. The coding region runs from base 371 to 2566 and encodes 731 amino acids.
CUCCUCCUUCCCUCCCUGUGCUUUCCUGCUCCUCUCGCAGUGGCGCAGUGCCGCUCAGCUCGCUGCCCCGCGUGCAGCGCUCGCCUCAACACACUUCACAGAAGAGAGAGAGAGAGAGAGAGGGAGAGAGAGGAGGCGGCCAUAUCCUGGCACCGCCGCAAGAAGCCAACCGGCGGGCGAGGCGAGGAAGAAGAAGAAGCAGAGGAAACGGCGAAAGGAAAGCUCUUUUCUGGUAGGAUCAUUGCGGCACACUGGUGGUGUGAGUUGGGAGGGAGGAAGGAGAGGAAUACGCCGGAAAAGGAUCGUCUUCUUCACGGGAGGAGUAACAAGGAGGAGUGGGAUUUGGUAAUGUGCUUUAGAAUCAACAGCAAUGGCUUCGCUAGUACCUGGGGUCCUUCUCAAGCUCCUUCAGCACAUGAACAGCGAUGUUAAAGUUGCUGGCGAGCACCGUUCAUCCCUUCUUCAGGUGGUCAGCAUUGUUCCAGCGCUUGCCGGGAGUGAUCUUUUCACCAACCAGGGCUUCUAUCUCAAGGUGUCUGAUUCAUCGCAUGCAACAUAUGUUUCCUUACCAGAGGAGCAGCAUGAUCUCAUAUUGAGCGACACAAUUCAGUUGGGACAGUUCAUCCAUGUAGACCGUCUUGAGGCAGCCACUCCGGUGCCAAUCUUAAGGGGAGUCAGGCCAGUUCCAGGUCGGCACGCUUGUGUUGGAAAUCCAGAGGAUCUUGUGGUGACUAACUCCACUUUUCUUGGAAGCAAGAAGGCGCAGCAAUCCAUCAAUGGAUCAAAGGAUUCCAGUACUUUAUCACUAGAAAAAGAGCAGAGCAAAUUGGAGAAACUUAAACCUUUAGUAAAGAACAAUGGGACAGAAAUCAAGAAACCGCAGCUGACCAAAUCAAACUCCUCUCUGUCAAAACAAGCAUUGAAUAGCAUUAUAGACAAGAAGGAAGUAGUCAGCUCAAAGGCAAAGCCCACCAAUGCUAGGUCGACACCUUCUUCUCCGACCAGUGUUUAUUCUCUACCGGCAUCAUUUGAGAGAUUCUCAAAUGACAUAAAGCAGAGAACAAAAACAAAAGGAGCAGACAAGUCAUCACCUUCUAGGCUAUCCUUGUUAGAGAAAGCUGCUUCUGUUUUGAAGGCUACAACAGCAGGGAGGAAGUCCUCUGCUGGUAACUUGCUUAGUAGCACCGUGUUAAGUAUUGAAUCUGGACCAAAGGCCCUGAGAAGAAGCUGGGAAGGGAAAGCGGAUGCAAAGAACAAAGGGAAUUCAGAUUCAAAGGCAGCCAAAGCUGACAAAAAGUCUGAGAACAGAAGCACAUCGACUCCAAGACGCAAACCACUGACAGAAGAGAAGCCGUUGCAUAAGGAUGACAGUAAGAUUCAGACUCCUCCAAGGAAGAGCUCAGCAAGUGCUCCUUCAGAUGAUUCUGAUAAAAUAGUGAAUAAGCCUUCUUCUCCAAUGAGGAGGACAUCUGGAGUUUUAAGCAACCCGAAUAUUACAAAUCUAGUGAAGAUUGCUUCAAGCAACAAAAGGUUGACAGAUUCUAGCACUUCAUGGACAGCGCUUCCGCCUUCACUUGCUAAGUUAGGGAAGGAGCUUCUUAAGUACAGGGAUGCAGCACAAAUGGCUGCUGUUGAAGCUAUACAGGAAGCUUCUGCUGCAGAAAACUUGCUCCGAUGUUUAAGCUCGUACGCGGAGGUGAGCUCGACGGCGGAGGAGCAGAACCCGCAGCCGGCGGUGGAGCAGUUCCUGGCUCUGCAUGCAGCUAUGUCCCGCGCCACCGUCGUGGCCGACUCGCUGACCAAGGCUGCAGCGACCUCUACGGCGACAUCACCGGACCGAUCAACAGUCAGUGAAGCCGCAGCCGUCGAUGAGGAGUCCCUUGCCGUCGCGGCGGAGCGCCGCCGCCGGGCAGCCUCCUGGGUGGGCGCGGGGCUCGCCACCGAUCUCUCCGCCUUCUCCCUCUACAAUCUCAAGCCGCACCCCGCCAGCGUCGCCUCCCCGCUGGCCGUCGUGCUCGUCGACGAGUCGGUGAAACCGGCGGCAGCGAAAGCCUCGCCGCCGGUGAAGUCGCGGCUGUCUCCGGCCAAGGCCAAGGGGAGGGUUGGGCCCGUCUCUGCGGCCGUGGCGGCGCCGCAGCCUCCGCCGGAGUGGGAGAGGGGAGGCGGCGCCGAGGAGAGGGGCGAGCUGGCGAGGCGGCUCGGGGAGGAGGCGAGAGGGUGGUUCCUGGCGUUCGUCGAGCGGUUCCUCGACGCCGACGUGGCCGCCGCCGCGCCGUGGGACCGCGACCGGGCGGCCAGGAUGCUCCCGCAGCUGAAGCGCGUCAACGACUGGCUCAGCGAGAUAGCGAAGCCCACGGAGCCGCCGCCGCCAUCCGACGCGGACAGUGACGAGACCUGCGGCGCACCUGCCGUUGCGAACGGCGUUGGCAGCACCGUGCCGGAGGAGACGAUAGAGCGGCUGAGGAAGAAGAUCUACGAGUACCUCCUCACCAACGUCGACUCGGCCGCCUCCGUGCUGGGCGGCGCCGGCGAGGUGGCACCGGCAGCGAACGGCAAGAGAGUCUAAGCGGCAUGGGCCGUUAGAUCUCGCACGAAUCACGAGGCCAGGAGCGGGGAGGCUUAACUGGGCUCGCAACUGGGCCGAGUUGGGCUGCUUCCGAGUUCUAUCUAAAAUUUCUGCAUUAUUAUUAUCUAAAAUUCUAACAUGCAAAAUUGGUGCAGAAAACUAAAAUUUGAAAGGUGGUAACUUGUGAAUUGUGAAUUUGUAUACAGUAAUGCAGAUAAUUGUUUCUGUUGUUGAAAUGACAAAAUGAAAUGUAGUGCAGUUGUCAAA